AUGCCUCACAAACACACCCGCAAAGAUAGGGACGCCUCUACGUUCGAUUUGCCGCCUACGCAGAUCGCCCGUCCUUUACCUGUCAAGGACUCGUUCUUUUCAAAACCAGACGAAGAUGCCAAAGCGAAGAAUAACAAGCGAAAGAGAGAGGGUGGUCAAAAUGACAUGCCGCGGGCUUUCAGGAGACUGAUGGCUUAUUCUGACGGCAAAAAGCCAAGGUCGGGACUUGACAAUGGCGAUGCGCCACAGACCAAGACCAAGAAAAAGAACAACAAGAAAGCUGCCGAGCAAGCGCCCGCUGAGACGCAAACCAAGGACAACAAGCCAGAGGUGCCAACCAUUCGACCGGGCGAGCGCAUGUCGGAAUUUGCUGCACGUGUGGAUGCUGCUCUGCCGGUCGGAGGAUUGAUCAGCAAGAGCGCGAAGAAUGGAAAAGAUCCCCUUGGUCUCAAGGUUCGGCGCACCAGAAAGGAGAAGCAAAUGCACAAGCUAUACGAUGAGUGGAGAGAAGAGGAGCGAAAGAUUCAAGAAGAAAAGGCUGAAGAAGCAGAGCUAAAGGCCGAGAAGGAGAUGGAGGACGAGGAGGCGGGCAUCUCGUGGAAAGCCAACACCCAGGUUCCUGCAACAGGCAAGAAGAAGAAGAAGGGCAAACGUGCCAAGUACCUGGACGAGGUUGCCGGCGCCGAGGAGGACCCAUGGGAAGAGCUCAAGCGGAAAAGAGGCGAGUCGAGGCCUGGACUGCACGAUAUCGCAAAGGCGCCUCCGGAGCUGCACCUCAAGAAGCCCAAGAAGCUGACUGUCCGUGGCGCCACCGUGGCAGUCGACGGUGUUCCCAAAGCUGCAGGCAGUUUGAGGAGACGAGAGGAGCUUCAGGAGGUCAGGGACGAUAUUGUUGCCUCUUACCGAAAGUUGAUGGAAGGAAAGAGGCCAAGUCUUCGUCAACCAUAA
Messenger RNA from Pestalotiopsis fici W106-1, 948 nucleotides. RefSeq lists its product as uncharacterized. The transcript has 2 exons. The record is from RefSeq and is a predicted model, not a curated record. Bases 1 to 948 code for a protein of 315 amino acids. Lineage: Eukaryota; Fungi; Ascomycota; Sordariomycetes; Amphisphaeriales; Sporocadaceae.